AAUCCGUUCGGUGCUGUCAAUUGGCCUAAGGCUCACCCUGCUGCGCGUGUUGGCAGUUGCUUUGCUUGUGGCAGUUUCGGCCAUUUCAGGAAUCAGUGCCCCGUCCUUCAGGCGCAGUUUUCAGCUAGCCAACCUGGGAAACGUACUUGAUGGACUGGGAUGUUGGUGCACUCGUCGAGGACACAGAUAAGUUAAGGAACUUUGUUGAAGUUGAUUUUGACUUUUUUGAAUAUGAACAGGGUCGUAGUUCUACUAUCGUUGUAGCCGGUAGGCUUAAAUCCCAUAUUCAGUUUUGGCGUUCUAUAGGUGCCAGUCAAUUUAUUCUAGAUGUUAUCGAGCAUGGUUAUCGUAUUCCUUUCCACUCUACACCCCCUGUUAGUUUUUGUAGUAAUAAUAAGUCAGCUUUGGCGCAUUCUUAUUUUGUUAACGAAGCUAUUUCCGAAUUGUUGGUUACCAAUCGUAUUUUUGAAUCGGAGGUCCUGCCCCGUAACGUCAACCCUCUUUCCGUUUCUAUUCAGUCAUCUGGGAAAAAGAGGUUGAUCUUGGAUCUUAGGUUUGUAAAUAAGCAUGUCUGGAAGCAAAAGGUCAAGUUUGAGGAUCUUAAGGUUGCUCUGAAUUAUUUUGACAAGGGUCAUUUCAUGUUUUCAUUUGACAUUUAUUUAGAGCGGUUAUCAUCAUGUGCUUAUUUUCCCACCCCACCAGACAUUUUUGGGUUUUUCCUGGUUUUAUCAGGGUAAGGUCCAUUAUUUUUGUUUUAGGGUCCUGCCCUUCGGCCUCUGUUCAGCCCCUUUUGUUUUCACAAAAAUUUUUAGGCCUCUCGUUGCCUACUGGAGGCGGGAUAGUAUUCACAUUGUUGUUUACCUUGAUGAUGGUUUAGGGGAGGGGCCUUCAUAUCAGGUUGCUUUAGCCCAUUCCACCAGGGUUAAGGCUGAUUUGGUUCGUUCUGGCUUUGUACCCAACUUCGAGAAAUCUGUUUGGGUUCCUACAUCAGUCCUUGAUUGGUUGCGUUUCACCAUUGAUCUUUUUCAGGGUUUGCUUUUUGUUCCGGGGAUAAAGCUCAAGCGG
Molecule: messenger RNA, 1065 nt
Organism: Porites lobata
Lineage: Eukaryota; Metazoa; Cnidaria; Anthozoa; Scleractinia; Poritidae
Source: the annotation of a GenBank genome assembly